AUGUUUCCGUGGGAAGAAGUGGUUCAAGGCCGUGAGUUGCAACGCUUCAUGAAUAAUCAAGCGGAUCUCGUCGCCUAUCUCGUCUUUGCCUACCUCGGGAUGGUGCGCUACGGUCCGGGGCUCGCGCGCCGCCUGCUGGGAGAGCUCCCGCCGCCCACCGUCAGCUCCUCCGGAAAGAAAAUCCCCGCGAAACCCCCGCGAUGGCUUCAGAUGUGCAUGACGCUGUGGAACCUGUUGUUGGCGUCGUUUUCGUUUUUCGGGGCGGUGGUGAUGGUGCCCGGGCUCGUGCAGGGGGUCUUUCGGUAUGGUCUCCACAACACCGUCUGCGCGGACCACGACGAGCUCACCUACAGGUCGCCCGUGGGAGCCUGGACGGGGAUCUUUGUGCUCAGCAAGAUCCCGGAGCUCGUGGAUACGCUCUGGUUGAUCCUCGAAAAGCGAAAAACGCCGUCCUUCCUACACUGGUUCCACCACGCUUCGGUGCUGAUCUUCUCCUGGUUCAGCUACUCCAUGGGGAAUUCGACGAUGAGCAUGUUCGCCUGCAUGAACAUCUUUGUGCAUACGAUCAUGUAUAGCUACUUUUUCAUCUGCUCCAUGGGCUGGAAGAAGUUGGUCCGACGCUUCUCAAAGUUCAUUACGAUGCUUCAGAUACUCCAGAUGGUCGUCGGUUCCGCAUUGACGUUCUAUUCCUACUAUAUUAAUAUGUCUGCGUACAGGAAAGGUAUCGAUGACAUUGAUAAACUGCCCUGUGCGGUCAACAAAUCCACGGCACGCUUUGGGUGCAUCAUGUACCUCAGCUAUCUUUACCUGUUCUGCAAGAUGUAUGUGCAGUCCUACAUGACACCGAAGAAGGAACUAUAA
Phytomonas sp. EM1 is the source of this 861-nucleotide messenger RNA. The record is from the annotation of a GenBank genome assembly. NCBI's taxonomy places the organism in Eukaryota, Euglenozoa, Kinetoplastea, Trypanosomatida, Trypanosomatidae.